GUGAAUGAGAAGGAGAUGCGCGCUCUGCGCAAGGUCGGGCUGCCAGGUUAGUGCCGCAGUGGGCUUCCGCUUUGCCCAGAUUCAAGGGAUUUCCGCCCCUUCCCAGCACCAGGACGCUCUCACGAUCUAUCUCAGUGCUUUGCGAGGCUGUGGCGGAGCCAGGGAUUUGGAUUCUGGAAGGAAGAUCCACGCUGAUGCCGUGCAAGCCGGCGAUGAUUCCAACGUUUUCCUGGCGAACACUUUGAUCAGCAUGUAUGGGAAAUGCGGGAGUAUGGCCGAUGCUUACAGGGUGUUCCAAGGCAUGGAUCGUCCAGACGUGGUUUCCUGGUCGGCUCUGGUAUUGGGUUUUGCCGAGAAUGGCGAGGAAGAACAAGCGCUGGAUCUUUUCUCGCAAAUGGAGGAGUGGACGCCCAACUCUCAGACUUUUGUAGCUGCUGUCAAGGCGUGCUCGAAUCUGGCAUUCAAAGAAUCCGGCAAGCUUGUCACCAGGAGGCCUGUGAAGAUCGAGUCGCUGAAAAGAGGCAUGGAAGUCCAUUCGCGAGCCGCGAGAAGGGGCUACGUCCAAGACGAUAUCUUUGUAGCUGGAGCGCUGGUGGAUUUCUACGCAAACUGUGGAAGCGUGCUGGAUUCCAGGAUGGUCUUGGAUAGAACACGGUGUCACAACGCGGUGCUGUGGAAUGCAUUGGUUCUCGGGCUGGCGGAGAACGGGGAAGCCGAGCUAGCUCUGGAAGUUUUCUCGGCAAUGCCGGGCUCUCUGGUGAACGCUCGAAGUUUUGUUGCUGCGCUCAAAGCCAUGAGUUCGAUAGCUGCGAAGCAAGUUGGCAAGGAAAAGAUGGCGUGCCUAGAGAAGAGUCGGGAACUCCACGCUCGAGCAGCAAAGCUUGGCUACGAGUCGGACAUUUAUCUCGCAAACACUCUGGUGGAUUUGUAUGCCAAGUGUGGGAGCACGAGUGAUGCUCGGGAUGUUUUCGACAGGAUGACGAGCCGGAGUGUGGUUUCUUGGGGGGCACUGGUUCUGGGAUACGUCGAGACUGGCAACGCGACGCUGGCUCUCAAAACGUUGUCACGCAUGCAAGACGAGGGAUUUACACCUUCGGCACUAGUUUUCGUGGCAGCGCUCAAGGCCUGCUGUGGAGUAACGUUGGAGCUCGGGAGAACGAUCCAUGGAAGCAUUUGCAAAGGCGGUCUCGAGCAGGACUCGCUCGUCACCACCUCACUCAUCGACUUAUACAGCAAGUGUGGAAGCAUGGACGACGCUCAGCGAGUUUUUGACGGCAUCGCGGAGAGAGACUUGGUUUGCUGGAACGCUCUCUCGACGGGAUAUAGCCGCCAGGGAUUCACCACCCAGGUUUUCGAGCUCUUUUCUCAGAUGCUGGAAGAAGGCUUGCAACCAAACUCCGUGACUUUCCUCGCUGUUCUUACGGCUUGCAACCAUGGUGGGCUCGUCAGCAAAGGAAGGAGAUACUUUGACACCAUGUCGAGCUCCAGGUUUGGGAUUUCUCCCGGGAUUGAGCAUUACCACUCCGUGAUCGAUAUUCUGGGCCGAGCAAACCUGCUGGAAGAGGCAGUGGCGAUGGUGACGUGCAUGCCUCACAAGCCCAAUGCAGUAACUUGGAGAACAGUGAUGAGCGCGUGUCACAAGUGGAAGAACGAGGCAGUGGCAAGGCUUGCGUUUGAUGCCAUCGUGGAGAUAGACGAGAGCGACGCUGCAAGCUACAUGCUGAUGGCCAAUUCGCUCUAUGAAAAUCGUGACAAAGUUCCACUAGAACGGAGAACCGUGAGUUAGCAGCUUACCGGGGAUGGAUCAUUCAUUCGUUUGGAUUUGGAUGAUGGUUUCCAGGCGAUCAUGAAAGACGUGUAGCAAUUUCGCUGGCGCGCCGGACAGGAUAUUUUGGAAAGACGCAGUCAACAAGCACAAAGACAUGACAUGGGUCCCGAAUGGAAGAUCUGGUGCUCAUACACGCAGUCACAAAAAUUGGCUCCAGCGGCGUGUGCUUAGAAAUUCCGAGAAGGAGAGGGACCCGUCCGGCAAGAAAAUUCUUCUGGAAAGAUCAAGGCAUGGAUUUUGGUGGGAUUUUCGCUUUUCAUCAGCAGCGGCCGUGGACUUGAAGGAAGAUCUUCCACCAGCGGAAAA
Selaginella moellendorffii is the source of this 2134-nucleotide messenger RNA. RefSeq names its product pentatricopeptide repeat-containing protein At2g13600-like. The transcript has 3 exons. Bases 5 to 1786 code for a protein of 593 amino acids. Gene Ontology annotation, biological process: RNA modification. The record is from RefSeq and is a predicted model, not a curated record. Gene Ontology annotation, molecular function: protein binding; RNA binding. NCBI's taxonomy places the organism in Eukaryota, Viridiplantae, Streptophyta, Lycopodiopsida, Selaginellales, Selaginellaceae.